Solanum pennellii is the source of this 1265-nucleotide messenger RNA. RefSeq names its product (-)-isopiperitenol/(-)-carveol dehydrogenase, mitochondrial-like. The coding region runs from base 124 to 924 and encodes 266 amino acids. NCBI's taxonomy places the organism in Eukaryota, Viridiplantae, Streptophyta, Magnoliopsida, Solanales, Solanaceae. The transcript has a single exon. The record is from RefSeq and is a predicted model, not a curated record.
UGUCUUGGCUGCAAUUAUUGGUUAGCUUGAGGCUGAGGUACCAAAUAUUUGAGCCAAGUGUUUAGGAAGAUAUUUCCAUUCUCAAGUGACAACAUACAAGGUAAAGCACAAAACGAACCAAAAAUGGCAGAGGUCACGCAGAAGCUGAAAGGAAAAGUGGCCAUAGUGACUGGUGGUGCCAGUGGAAUUGGGGAAGCAACAGCACGCCUUUUUGCUCAACACGGCGCACGAGCCGUUAUCAUCGCCGACAUCCAAGAUGAAAAGGGCAGAGCCGUGGCGGCAUCCAUCCCUUCACAGAUUUGCAGCUACGUGCAAUGCGACGUGAGUGAUGAAAAUCAAGUGAAAGCCAUGGUGGAUUGGACGGUCCAGAAAUAUGGUCAACUCGACAUAAUGUUCAGCAACGCAGGAAUUGUUGGUAAUUCGGGUCAAAAGGUGCUCGAUCUGGAUCUUUCCCAAUUCGAUCGGGUGAUGAACGUCAACGCUCGUGGCAUGGCGGCGUGUGUGAAGCACGCAGGACGAGUCAUGGUGGAGAAGCGUGUUAGAGGUAGCAUAAUUUGUACUGGCAGUAUUGCGGCAAGCAGGGGAGGAACCUGGCGGACUGAUUACAUAAUGUCGAAACACGCUGUGUUAGGGUUAGUGAGAUCAGCUUGUAGGCAAUUGGGUGAGUAUGGAAUAAGAGUGAAUAGUAUUUCACCUUCUGCAGUAAUGACGCCAUUGAUGAUCAGCGCGGAAGCGGAGGUAUCAAUGAAGGCUCUGAAAAGGUAUGGUCCGCAGACUAGUUUGAAGGGUAUUACACUGACGGUGAAACACUUGGCGGAAGCUGCUCUGUUUCUAGCUUCCGAUGAUUCUGCUUUUGUUAGUGGGCUUGAUUUGGGGGUGGAUGGUGGCUUGAUCAGUCUUCCAGAUCCGAUGAGUUCAUUGUGAAACAGAGAGAACAAACGAAUUUGUCUCAUUUGGGUUUCUUUUUCUUUUUGGUUUCUCAUCCUGCAUUCGGUGUCCAAUGGACGAGUUCGACUAAAUUUGAAAUUCGUACUCAAAAGUUGUAAAUAUUGUAAAAUACUCCUAGUGACUAUACAUGUAGGAGGACUCGAACCUGAAACGAUUAGAUCCUUGUAGUAUAGCUCCUCUUAGAUGGAUUUUGAAUGUAAUGUGUAUUUUCUAUUUGAAGGUUGAAAGUAUCUUGACUUCGUAAUUGAGAUGCAGUGUGUUAGCUAUGUAAAAUUAUUCAAAAACAAUGUUUUGAUUAUGUUAUUAUUUGGCAGAUU